AUGAAUUUAAAGGCAUUUUCGGGUGCAUUAUGGAAUGCCACAUCAAUGCUUAAUAAAGCCUUAAAGAGUAAGUCAAUUCCAGUUAGGGAAAAAGGAAGACAUCCGUAUAGAUUAACAAGUGGUAUUUCCGGAAGAGUUUCUGAUGCUAAUGUUCAACUUCGGCACUACUUCGAUGCAGUUUGGACAUUCGAUAAAUUGAAAAAUUCACGGACUUGA
Messenger RNA from Brugia pahangi, 216 nucleotides. NCBI's taxonomy places the organism in Eukaryota, Metazoa, Nematoda, Chromadorea, Rhabditida, Onchocercidae. The record is from the annotation of a GenBank genome assembly.